GUCAAGUCUGAAACAUCUCUCCUUCCUAAGCUGCCAUGAACCGAGCAAAGGCAACCCUUACAUCACUCAGAAUCAUCAACUCGCUCCUCUCGACUCGGAUUCCAGCAACUCGGCCUCUCGCCACCCAGGUGACUCGGUUCUCUCACUCUCUUUCAAAUCAAUGUUUCUAUAAUUCCCAUUUUCUCAGUACCUAUCAAAAGCUAUUCUUUUCGUCGAAACCAGACUCGGUCGUCGAGCUCGUUCUGGCCGACGAUUGGUCCGACGAGUUAGAGCGCGAGUUGGAAAAAUCGUACACAGCACUUACCCAUGAAACAGUAGUUUACAUUUUGAAGAAACUCGAUAGAGACCCAGAAAAGGCUUCGGGUUUUUUCAACUGGGUCAGUGAAAAACCAGGGUUUAGACCCAGUUCUUCGCUGUAUAGCAUAAUGCUUAGGAUUUUGGUCAACAAGGAGUCAAUGAAGCAGUUUUGGAUUAUGCUAAGGAAAAUGAAGGAGCAAGGGUUUUAUGUUGAUGAGGAUACCUAUUCGACAAUUUUGGGGCAGUUAAAGAAUUGGAAGAUGGCUAGCGAUGUUGCCGCCGUGAGCCACUUUUAUAAUAGAAUGCUCGAAGAGAAUGCAAUGGAUAAUGUUGUGAAGAAGGUGGUUAAUAUUGUAUUGCAGACAGAGUGGAAUGUUGAGGUAGAGAACGGAUUGGGGGAGCUCAAGAUUGUGCUAUCCGAUAAUUUCGUGCUACGGGUAUUGAAGGAACUUCGGAAUUACCCUUCAAAAGCUUUGAAGUUUUUUCAUUGGGCCGGCCGGUGUAAUGGUUAUGAACACAAUACGGUGACUUAUAAUGGGAUUGCUAGGGUUGUUGGUAGGGAUGAUUCGAUUGAGCUAUUUUGGAGAGUUGUUGAGGAGCUGAAAAGUGCUGGUCACAAGAUGGAUAUUGACACUUAUAUAAAGAUAUCGAGGCAGUUUCAGAAGAACAAGAUGAUGGUGGAUGCAGUGAAGCUUUAUGAGUUUAUGAUGGAUAGUCCAUUUAAGCCGUCGGUCCAGGAUUGUGGGAUGCUUUUAAGGAGCAUAUCAUCCUGUGAAAACCCUGAUUUGGAUUUGGUGUUUAGAGUUGCAAAGAAAUAUGAGUCAACAGGGAAUACUCUCUCUAAGGCUGUAUAUGAUGGGAUGCAUAGGUCUUUGACGAGUGCCGGAAGGUUUGAUGAGGCGGAGGAUAUUGUGAAGGUUAUGAGAAAUGCAGGGUAUCAGCCUGAUAAUAUUACAUACAGCCAAGUGGUUUUUGGACUUUGUAAGGCGAGGAGGCUUGAAGAUGCUUGUAAGGUGCUGGAUGAGAUGGAAGCACAGGGUUGCCUUCCUGAUAUUAAGACUUGGACAAUUUUGAUUCAAGGGCAUUGUGCAGCUAAUGAGGUUAACAAGGCACUCAUGUGUUUGGCAAAGAUGAUGGAGAAGGACUGUGAUGUUGAUGCUGAUCUGUUGGAUGUCUUAGUAAAUGGUUUCCUUAGUCAGAAAAGAAUAGAUGGGGCGUACAAGUUUCUUGUGGAGAUGGUGAAUAAGGCUCAUGUAAGACCUUGGCAAGCUACACAUAAAAAUCUGAUUGAAAAACUUUUGAGCAUCAGGAAACUUGAAGAAGCACUGAACCUUCUUCAUUUAAUGAAGAAGCAAAACCACCCACCUUUCCCAGAACCCUUUGUUCAAUAUAUUUCAAAGUUUGGGACUGUGGAGGAUGCUGCAGAAUUUUUGAAGGCAUUGAGUGUGAAGGAAUAUCCGUCCUCUACUGCAUACCUUCACAUUUUCAAAGCAUUCUUUCAAGAGGGUAGACAUUCUGAGGCCAAAGAUCUGCUUUUCAAGUGUCCUCAUCAUAUUCGUAAGCAUGGAGACAUUGGCAAACUUUUUGGUUCUGCAGGGAACACCAAUGUAACUUCAUGAGCCAGGACAAUCUUCUAUUGUACAAUCAAACUUGUUCUACACUGCCAAGAUGAAGUUAUUAAUUCCUACUUGCUGACAUAAAACCGCUAACAUCUAUCCUUUUUGUGUCAGGCUGACAUGAUUAUUUUUCUGUAAUUUUGGUAGGUGUUCACAAAAAUUGUUGUUAUCACCAGUAAAGUGUUAUUGUUUAGAGCACUUCUUUUACAAAGUUUAACCUCAUGAAUAACAAGCAUUAGCGCUCUUAUUCUGGAUAUUAGUAUG
Corylus avellana is the source of this 2177-nucleotide messenger RNA. RefSeq names its product Pentatricopeptide repeat (PPR) superfamily protein (gene BIR6). The record is from RefSeq and is a predicted model, not a curated record. Gene Ontology annotation, molecular function: protein binding. NCBI's taxonomy places the organism in Eukaryota, Viridiplantae, Streptophyta, Magnoliopsida, Fagales, Betulaceae. Gene Ontology annotation, biological process: RNA splicing.